UCCAGGAAUUGGUUCGGGAUUUGUCUUAUAAAAUGUGGACUGCAGCAACGCCUCACGACUUUUUCUCUCCCACAAUGCUUUGCGGUUUGUGUUUGUGGUAUGUGUGUAUGUGCGUGUUCGCGUGACUGUGCGCUGUCUGUGGUGCUGAAGCUGCUCCUGCCUCAGAAGCCGCUACCAUAGAAAUCCAGCCGAGCAUCCCUCCACCAGAGGAGCUGAGCCAGGGAUUGGAAAACUACCUUUUCUUUUUAAAGACAUCAUCUCACAGCAGUGGCGCUCCUGAGGCUCGUCGUCUUCCCGGAGCCUCCGCCUGAUCAAACCGCCUUCGCCGCUUUCAACCCGCAUCCUUUAUGCACAGCACGCUGCUCCAGUCCUCCCCGACGAAACACACGUUCGCGUCUGAGCACCAUGGCCGGCGCCAGCCGCCUUUACUGAGGGAGAUGGAUGCGAAGCAGCACCCGAUCAAGAGCCUAAAAAGCUACCCGGAGACCGGCGGUCGGAGUCUGGCAGCAGCCGCCGGAGGAGACGGAGGAGGAGGAGGCCACCGAGCCGGCUCUAGCGACAUGGACAUGGAGGCGAAGAUCCAGAAAGCCAUCGACUUCAAGUUGGAAGGGAACCGAUGCUACAAGGAGAAGAAAUUUCGGGAAGCCAUAGGCAAAUACCACCGGGCACUGCUGCAGCUGAAAGGCGUGCAUGUUGUCGACGGGACGACGGGCUCCGUGAACCCACAGAACCGCGCCGCGGCCAAGCUGACCGAGGAGCAGCGCAGAGCCGUGGAGAGCACCGAGAUCGAGUGCUACGACAGCUUGACAGCGUGUCUGCUGCAGUCUGAACUCGUCAACUACGAGAGGGUGAAGGAGUACUGCCUGAAGGUGCUGAGCCACCAGAGAGACCACUUCAAGGCCAUGUACCGAGCCGGCAUCGCCUUCUAUCACCUGGGUGACUACGAAUGCGCGCUGCGUUACCUGCGUGACGCCAAGAACCGCGAACCCACAGACACCAACGUGCUGCGGUACAUCCAGCUGACGGAGAUGAAGAUGAGCAAGAGCGGACAGCGGGAGCGAGAGAGCGGCAAAGAGACCCUGGGCUAACCCUUGACCCUUUCAUCCUCCUGACCCUCUGACCUCUGACCCAGAAUGACCCUCCUUGGUUCCACCUCCUCCAUCCACUCUGACAGCGGAGCAGCCCACAGACCCAUGAGACAGUCCCAACCCGGCUGCCAACGAUGGACAAAGAGAAGGAAGACAUGUCAAGAUCCGUCCGCCACUGCAUCUGUCUCUCUCACCCUCUCCCCUCCUCCCCCCUCCACCUCCCUCCUCUCCCCCUCUUCUCCCUCAGGUGCUGUGGUUCCUUCAUUUAGAUGCAGACAAGAACAAGGACGGAGGAAAACGGUGUAUGAUACUCCUGUGACACGGCUGUUACUGUGGGCUGCAAAAAAAAGGGAUUCUUCAGAAACAUAAAUAUCAGAUACAUGCUUAAUUUAGUGAACAUUUAAAGAAAAAAGAAAAAAAAACAGAAAUGCAUUUUGGUUCUGCUCACUUGCUUCUUUUUUUUGUCCUGGCCUUCCUGACCAGUCCAGAGGACAUGAGUGAGUUCAGAGGAAUCUUAUGGGGGGAAAAAGUGGGGGACAACAUCUGGACCACAACAUCUGGACCACAGCCCCGCUUGUGUAUCAACCCCAGCAAGAGUUACUCUGACCUUUGACCUUCUGGGACAGUAAAAAACAAUAUUCAUGAAGUAGAGAAUUGGCCUGUCUCUGUGCUCGGUCUCUGUUUACGUCACGUUGUAGUUUCUGGACUGUUGUUUGAAUUCAAGGGCUAAUUUCAAUGUUUAAAAUCUGUAACUAGAAAUUGUUUUUUUAAAUUAUUAUUAUUAUUAUUAUUGUUUCUUCCAACUGCAUCCAUCGCACUGCAGUUACCGACUGGACGGUUGUGUUGUCUCUUUUGGCUGAAGCCCCCUCUGGGACUGUGUGUCGUUGAUGUUUUUGACUGUGGAAGCACAUCACCCCUCCUCCCUUCAUCCCUCCCAUCUCCUUCCCCAUCAGGUCUCCCAAUGAUGAUGUCACAUCGGAAAAAAAGCCAGUGUUACCUGGGUUCUAUUGAUCCUCCAUUGUUUAUCUGGAGAUCCACUCUCACGGGUUCACAGUGAGAAACACCUUCUCAAGGUCUCACGCCUUCUCGCUGAGGCUUCGCUCACCAAACACCAACACACAGGGAAAACAAUCACGGACUCUUGUGUUUGGAUAUCCCCAAACCUCCUAAUCAGAGCAAGCCGUUUGAGAUUCCUGCCUCUUUCUGUUCACCGUGCGUCAUUGGGUAGAAACGUGUGUUUGGACACUCCUGUCAACAUUAGCUUCAGACGCCCCUGGCCACAGCAGCAAAGCUUUCUCACCGCUCUUGUGAUUCGUGAGCCUCAGUCACUGAUAAUGCUUCUAUAUUAGCUUUAGCGUAGGCCGCGAUGUUUGGCACAAGGCUGAACUGAUGAUUCCUGAAAGCAUGUCCUGAAGUGCGAUGACAUAAAACCCCACUUCCUGUUUCCCAUGUGCUCGUCCACACCUUUCUGCAUGUGUUGCUUGACUCCACAGAUGUCAGAUGUCAGCGGGGGGGGGGCAGCUGGGAGGGUCUGGAGGGUCCAACCUGCUGCAGCGCUAAUGGACAUGGCAUGCUCCUGCAAAACAAGCAGUCCAAUCUUUUUUUAUAUAUUCAUUCAGUCCUUUGUUAAGGCCAGUGAAGAAACGAAAACAUUUGCAAGGCGGAGGGUCUUCAAUAAUGUAGCGUCACCAUAUUAUUCUGCAAACUGGGAGAAAACAGCCUCCCCUGCCCACCUCCUCCAUUUUUCCAUUGACCUGACUGAAGGAAAUAGGGGACCUAAGUGUGUCAUUGGGGCUCUGGAGAGAUGGCACUGAAGCGCCGAUAGUUGGUCCAGUGGAGGGAGAAGUAGGCCAUCGUCAGCCGCAGUAAAGCAGCACCUGCAGCUCCCACUCUGGCAGGAGAGGCACAUUACAGAAGUUUUAUUCAUAACUAUUCACUGUAGAGAUGAAAGAUGUAGAUCAUGUCAGCUGGUGGACACAGGAAGUCUGAUGAUGGACAGAAGCGCUCUGCAAGUUUUUAUAACUGCUUUCCUUCAGAUCUUAAAGAAAAAGUAUUCUGAUUAUGAUCCCAUUUAGAGAAAAAACAAGUCAAAGCAGGGGUGUAAAUUCAAUUGGAGAAAAGGUGAAUAUGAUUGGUCACAGUGUGUGAUUGACAGCUGCAUUGCUCAAUAGGAGCCGGGUCAUAUUGUCAUAACAUCAGGGUUUUUAGCCUAAUUAUCGAUGCAGCUGUCAAUCAAAUGGACUAGCCAAUCAUAUUAUUACUGUAGAGCUUCACCUAAUUGGGGUUUUGUUUUUAUUUACAUGAGAUUUUAAUUUCUAAAAGUGACAUCGAAGUUACUGUUAAGUCAGAAAUGGAAAUGAAAUCACAUUCUAUAGAUUCUGGAAACACAUUUCCAGCAUUCUUUUGAGUUCAGCCCUGCAACAAGAGCCUGUGAUGGACGUAGCUCUGCCCAGUUCCCAUAUAUAGUCUAUGGCUUGGCCAGAUGGACAAAUCUAUCUAUAUAGAAUGACAUAUAUAUAUAUAUAUAAAUAUAUAUCUUCAUAAUUUUUCAAAGAGUAACUAAGGACAUAAUAUGUGUGAUUUAAACAUUAGGUGAGUGACUAAACACAUAAGAAAAACAUCUGGUCUAAUCUCACAUCUCUAAAAAAGAAAACACAAGACAACACAAGUGGUUUUUAUCUCUUACAAACAAGCUAACAUGUUAGCUUUAUAGGUAAGACCCUGUUGGAAUUGCUGUCAAAAUGUUGGACUCUUAUAUAAUUACCUUUCUCACAUCUAUGAUGAGGAUGAUGAAGGUGGCCUCCCUCAGCCGAUGUACAUGAGAGGCAGAAACCCUCCUCCCUGCUGAUGUGCCUCUGAGCUCUGUGCUCCUCUCUCUCUCUGACGCUGCUUUCCCAGAGGAGAGAACUCAAACAAACAACAGUGAGGAACGGCACCUGCAGGCUCCAUCACCAUGGCUGCUUGCGCUAUAACUGCUCACCCACUGGCCCCCGGGGGACUGGUCUCUUCCCGUGGCUCUCUCUCCAUGGCACCGGUCGGCCAUCUUGUUUCUGUCUUGCUGCGCUAAGUCAUUCUUGCUCCUCGCGCGCCACCACCGUCUCAUCAUAACUUGCUGAACAAACUGCAGACUCACCCCUGGCUGGUGUUGGAUUCUUAGCAGAGCUGCUGUGAUUCUGACAGCACGCCGUCUGCACAAGUAGACAGACCUGAACCUCGACGUCAGUGUAGCUUUGAAAAACGUACAAACAAAAAGCACAAAAAAAAAAAAAAAAAAAACAGAAGGGG
Cynoglossus semilaevis (tongue sole) is the source of this 4373-nucleotide messenger RNA. RefSeq names its product tetratricopeptide repeat domain 9B (gene ttc9b). The record is from RefSeq and is a predicted model, not a curated record. The transcript has 4 exons. The coding region runs from base 348 to 1088 and encodes 246 amino acids. Lineage: Eukaryota; Metazoa; Chordata; Actinopteri; Pleuronectiformes; Cynoglossidae. Gene Ontology annotation, molecular function: protein binding.